This is a messenger RNA of Cyclopterus lumpus (lumpfish), 3690 nucleotides long. Its product is annotated as sodium-dependent lysophosphatidylcholine symporter 1-B-like. The coding region runs from base 412 to 1950 and encodes 512 amino acids. Lineage: Eukaryota; Metazoa; Chordata; Actinopteri; Perciformes; Cyclopteridae. Gene Ontology annotation, molecular function: lysophospholipid:sodium symporter activity. Gene Ontology annotation, biological process: carbohydrate transport. The record is from RefSeq and is a predicted model, not a curated record. The transcript is spliced from 14 exons. Gene Ontology annotation, cellular component: membrane.
UGUUGUGUGAAAGAGUGCUGAACAGGUUAGGAGUCAUGUGGAUGAUACAACCAUGCUCUCUGUUUAGAUGAAGCAAAUGGUCCUUGGGAUGUAUUUGGUCAAAUACGUGGCGAGACAAAUGUAACGUUUAGGGACUUUUAAUGUCGUCUUUAUACUGCACGUUUCCUCCAGCAGCUGAAGCAGCAUUGGAGCCGGAACACGCGAUGACACGGCACCCAUUACAUGACGUAGGCGUAGUGGAAUGAAUGAGCCGACGGAGGACACCGAGCACGAGAGACUGUCAGAGCAAUGAGCGCGACACGAUGAAGCCAUGAUGAAGCCGGGUUUUAAGAAAAUUAUUAUCAUCCGACACUGAUGAAUAUUACGAUAUCUAAAAAGACAUACUGAUUGAUUUAUCUUCCUGGAAGCACAAUGGCACGAGGAGAGGGCGCCGAGCACUACGCGGCGAGUUUACUGCCAGUCAAACCCAUAAAUACAGAGAUAAAGACGGCAAAGCCAAAGGACCAGAGAACUCGUCUGACUGUGUGGAAUAAACUGUGCUAUGCCAUCGGCGGGGCUCCCUACCAGAUCACAGGCAGCGCUUUGGGCUUCUUCCUCCAGAUCUACCUGCUGGAUGUGGCUCAGCUGGAUCCCUUCCAUGCCUCUAUCAUCCUCUUUGUGGGCCGGGCCUGGGACGCUGUCACAGACCCCACAGUGGGUUUCCUGGUGAGCCGGAGUAGAUGGACCGGCAUCGGCCGCAUGAUGCCCUGGAUCCUUUGCUCUACACCGUUCGCGGUGCUGACGUACUUCCUGAUAUGGUACGUGCCUCCUUUUGAGCAAGGGAAGGUGCUCUGGUACCUGGUCUUUUACUGCCUCUUCCAGUCAAUGCAGACGUGCUUUCACGUGCCGUAUUCGGCCCUCACCAUGUUCAUCAGCAACGACCAGAAGGAGAGGGACUCUGCCACCGCUUAUCGUAUGAUGGUGGAGGUGCUGGGCACAGUUCUGGGCACAGCAAUCCAGGGACAGAUAGUAGGUGGAGCCUCAAAUUGUCCCACUGAGCCUGAUGACCUGAACAGCGGAAACUCAACCAACGCCUCCAUAGUUUCACUGGAGGAGACGAAACAAGCUUAUUUGAUUUCUUCAGGGGUCAUCUGCAUCAUCUAUGUCCUCUGUGCAGUCGUCUUGUUUUUGGGUGUGAAGGAGAAAAAAGAAAACGGGCGGAAGAAAACCCUGCUUACCUUCCGGCAGGGCCUGUGGCUGGUGAUGAGCUACGGGCCGUACAUAAAACUAGUCAUCGGCUUCCUCUUCACCUCUCUGGCCUUCAUGCUGCUGGAGGGAAACUUUGCCCUUUUCAUCACCUACGCUCUCGGCCAUAGAAAAGACUUCCAGAAUAUUCUCCUGGUCAUCAUGCUUUCUGGGACUCUAACCAUCCCGUGGUGGCAGUGGUUUCUGACCCGGUUUGGGAAGAAGAAAGCGGUUUACUUCGGCAUUACGUGGGCAGUACCUUUCAUGAUCCUAAUCAUCUGCAUCAAGAGCAACCUGGUCAUUUCAUACUUGGUCUCAGUGGCGGCGGGUGUGAGCGUGGCGGCAGCUUUCCUCCUGCCUUGGUCAAUGCUUCCCGACGUAGUGGACGACUUCAAGGUUAAAAACCCAGACAUCCACGGCUACGAAGCCCUCUUCUACUCCUUCUACGUAUUCUUCAUCAAGUUUGCCUCUGGAGUUUCCCUGGGUGUCUCUACACUCAGUUUGAAAUUUGCCGGCUAUGUGACUGGGAGCUGCUCCCAACCAGAGGCGGUCAGUUUAACCCUGAAGGUGCUGGUCUCUCCUGUGCCUGUGGCCCUUAUAGCUGUGGGGCUGUUGAUAUUGAGGACAUACCCUAUUGAUGAAGAAAGGAGGCAGUGCAACCGAAAAAUUCUGCAGGAAAUGCUGGACUCUGAGUCUGAAACUCCAGCGCUUGGGAGCGACGUGUAGCCGCGGAAGACGAGCCGACCACUACAGCCACUUUAACAGGUUUGCACAAACUGUCCAGGGACAUGACCACCAACCAUCUGGACUAACACAGGAGAGACCACAGACUACUGCUGGCCAAACAUAAUCAGCAUUAACCAGCUCCCACCGGCGGAUCGCACAGGUCUACGUCGCCCUCUAGUGGCAUCUUAUGUGUGGGACUGUUUUCUGUGGCCUUUAUCUCCAGCUGUGUCCCAAUCUCUAAUUCACCUGCUAAAAGAAAAGCACACACAAUUCACAAAUCAUUACAGUGUAUUAUUUUUGUCAGGUAGUGUAGAACCAAAUUCCAGGGUUAGUGACUGUUCUUGUUGCUUUCACUUCCAAAUAUAUCCUUUUUCCUUUUUGAGGUUUUUCUUCACCAUUUAGGUGAAACACAGCACUUAUCAUUUAAUAGGAAGAUCAAACAUGUUUUGUUCACACAUCACUUAUAAGCUCAUGGAGCUGUAGUCAUUUUAUCUGGGUGGACUUUUACUUAAAGAUAAUAAAUCAAAACAGUUUUUCCAAAGAUUUGUGACUUUUAUUGUUUACUGAGCUGUUCCUGUAGCUGCGAUGUUAUUUACUUCGGCAAAUUGUGAGCAGCUCCACCAUUUCUUUUGUGCAUUGCAUUGUGGGUAUGUUUACAUCCCAAUGUGAAUGCACUUCAUAUUGAAGUUCGUUGUAUUUGGGACACAGCUUGUGAUUUGUGGUGUUUUUUUUAUUAAGUAUUUAUUUGUUGGUUUACAAAAAGACCUUCACUCGACUGGAGUGUGAUACUUUGGUGUUUACUAUGUCUGAGGUCACUUGUGUUCAGACAGUGCUCUGAAGGAAAUAUACAGCAUCCGCCCUUAUUUAUAAAGGGCAUACCAGCACUAUUCCACUAAUUGGAGUUGUAUGGCGCUGUUCUAAAAACAAAAAGUGUACUUGAAUCUUCUGAAGGGGAAAAGGCACCUUAUGGUAUAAUGUACUGUGUCUGAAUCACUGCCUUAUACACAUCUUGAAUAUGUUCUGCUGAACUUGUUUUUCAGAUUAUUUUUCUUUUAAGCAACUCUCGAGCCAAUCUGUCAGGUUUAACAGACUUUUCUGAAUGUGCGUUCACUGCAAAGUCAAUUCCAGUAAGAUGUCCUUUCAUCUAGCAUCUUCUCAUGUCCCAAAUGGAAGGAAAUGCUUUAUUUAACUAUUUAUUUAAACAAACUAUCUUGAGGGAUUAUCAUUUUGCGCGUAUAAAAGCACAUGUGUAUAAUGUAUUAACAGUGAAUGGUUGUUGAUGGAUAUGUGAGUGAUUUUCAAGUCCUGUGGAAAAUUGAGAAAAUCAGAAUUUAAAUUUUGUUAGAAGACAAGAAAAAAAAGCACACAUUGCUAUAAUGUGAUAAACAAGCUGCCUCUGCUGGUGUUGUGACUCUUAAAAAAAGCUGCCUCAACACAAUUUAUUUAUAUUAUAAAGUUAACAGAGGACAUGUGUCACAUUAGAUGGCUUGAUUUAACCUCACAUCGUUAUUGGUUAAGUUAUUAAGAUUUCAAAGAAAUGUCUUUCAAACAGGAUAUAUUCCUGCAUAGUUUUCAUUUAAAAUGGCUCUGUAUAAAGCACAUUACAUCUCCCUAUGGUGUUUAUAUGCUGCUAUAUGUAUAAUAUGUAAAUACUUUUUUCCAAGUUGGGUCAGCAAAGAGAUGCAUUCAUGUGCUGUAAAUUUGUAAUUUUAAGUCUGUGAAUAAAAUUUGCCAAAACAA